Messenger RNA from Caenorhabditis briggsae, 306 nucleotides. The record is from RefSeq and is a predicted model, not a curated record. The transcript has a single exon. The coding region runs from base 1 to 306 and encodes 101 amino acids. Lineage: Eukaryota; Metazoa; Nematoda; Chromadorea; Rhabditida; Rhabditidae.
AUGUGGAUGAAUGGAUCAGCACCAAAACUGGAACACUUGCACGUUACGACUGUCAAUAAUGAAAUCAACGAAAAUUCUCUAUUUAGAAAAUUGGUUUGUCAUGACUCGACCAGUGAAGUUUACCGCAAGCAACCAAACAAACCCGGAUACCUCCACCAGCAGUUAGUAACCAGACCAAAAGAUGGAGGAGUUUGUAUUGCGCGAAGAGAUGGAACCAAGGCAGUCGUCACCGUAGAGAAUAACGAACUCGAAUUUUUCGUAUUUCACCCACAUUGCUACCGCAACGAUUUUGAUUUCAUCUUCUAA